Messenger RNA from Prunus armeniaca (apricot), 267 nucleotides. The record is from the annotation of a GenBank genome assembly. NCBI's taxonomy places the organism in Eukaryota, Viridiplantae, Streptophyta, Magnoliopsida, Rosales, Rosaceae.
AUGGCUGAGUUAAACCCGGGUAUACUCAUAGAUAUUGUGGAUGAAGAAUGGAUGAGAAGCACUCUUCCUGAUGAUGAACUUCCCCUUCCACCAGUGCUUGUUGUACGGACUGAUGACACUGAGGAUUCAAUUUUAGCAAUGGAUUGUGUAGGUACUCCAGCUAUGAAUAUGUGCUUUUUAAUACUUCUUUGGGCAAUAGGGAUGGAUUCAAGCAUGGGGAGCACAAGCAAUGGAGCUUCAAUCCCACAUGUAGGAAUACAAGCCUAG